CGUUUAAUCGUGCGACUCAUUUCGGGACGUUAUCAGCUGGAGUCAGGUUUCGUAAUAUAAUAUGAUAUUGUUCUAUGAUAAUAAUAUAUGAAAUAUGAAUUAUGUAGUUGUAUUCCAAAUUCCCAUACCAAUACCGUAUAUUUUGUCCAGUAUCGGAGUCGGAAAUUCGGCAUACCCAAUGCCCCGUGAUUUUAAAUUUUUCAUCAUGACUAUAAUAAUAAUAUGAGUUUUAGUAGUUUUAAAAUAUGUUUUAAUAGUUUUAAUUUUCAUUAUGUUAAUACAAAAUAUAAUGGCCAACUCCAUCUACAAUUUGUUCGAAUUGAAAAAAUAUUUUAAGUAUUUUUUUAUAAUUAUAUUAGGGUUGAUGUAUUAUUUUGGUGUUUUCACUCAUUUUUUUGAGUUGGACUAUUAUUCUCAAUUUGUUUAUCCACUGGAAAUUAACAUUUCUAAGUGUGUAGUUAACGCACAGUCUGGUGAAACUGAUCAACUACCUUGUAUUAAUAUUAAUCCAUUAGAAUAUGAUCUACUGUUAUCAAAUAAUACUAAAUGUAAUAGAAAUAUUCAUUUACUAGUAUUGGUGAAAUCAGCAUUAAAUAAUUUUGAUAGACGAAGGACUAUUCGAAAAACUUGGGGAUUUGAGAAUCGAUUUUCUGAUGUACCAACUAGAACAGUUUUUAUAUUGGGAAAAUCGUUUGAUACAGAUUUAGAAAAACGGAUUAAAGAAGAACACGAACAGAAUGGAGACAUUGUACAGUAUGAUUUUGUUGACGAGUACUACAAUAACACCAUCAAAACUAUGAAUGCAAUUAAAUGGGCGUCAACACAUUGUAAUAGUUCAAGAUUCUAUUUUUUCUCAGACGAUGACAUGUAUGUUUCUAUGAAAAACGUGUUACGUUAUUUGCGAAACCCUAUUGAAUAUCCAGAAUAUUUAAGUAAAGAAGUUAAAGGAAAGCAAUCUAAGCAUAUCUUGCCAUCAGAUAUAGUAUUAUUUACUGGGUACGUUUUUAAUUCUUCACCACUGAGACAUCAAAUAAGUAAAUGGUAUGUGUCCCUUUCGGAAUAUCCAUAUCAUAUGUGGCCACCAUACGUUACAGCUGGCGCUUAUAUGUUAUCCAAAGCAGCUUUAGUCAAAUUUUAUUAUGGAAGUUCUUAUACAAAGCGGUUUAGAUUUGAUGACAUAUAUUUAGGAUUAUUAUCAAAGAAAUUAAAUAUAAAACCUCUUCAUUGUGAACACAUAUAUUUUUAUAAGAAAGAUUAUUCUAUGAGUAGUUAUAAAUAUGUUAUAGCUAGUCAUGGAUAUGAUGAUAGUGAAGAGCUACUUAAUGUUUGGUUGGAACAAAAAAGUAAUGGAAACGCAUAAGACUAAUUAAAAUUAAUAAAUUAUUUUUGAUGUUACCAACUUUAGACAAUAAAACAAAAUAUAUAUUUUUUAAAUUUACUUUUAUUGUUGAAAAAAAAUGUAUCGUAGAACAUAAUUAUUAUAUAAAUUUAUAUAGCUAUAAAAAAAAUUGUAAUAUAUUUUCAGUUGGAAUCAAUUACCUGAUGUAAAUAACCUGAUGACUUACAUUUUAUUAUUAAAUGUUGUUUAAUUGGAAUCUUAUUUUUGUUUUAAAUUGUUAAGUCCCAAUUAAUCCUAACACAUAUUAGUCAAUAGCAAACUUGUAAAUAAUUCUUAUUUUUACAGAUACAAAAGUCAUUCUAUUUGUUGUUAUUUACCAGAAAGUAUAAUAAAUUAUAACAUAAUAUAACAUAAUACAUGUAUAAUUAUAUAAUAUAUACAUAGUAUUAUAAUUGAUCUAAGCAUAACUGCAUAAGACAUACAGAUAAUUAUAAUUUAUAUCACUAAAAAUGAACAGUACCUCUACUUCUUGGCUAGGCCACAAAGAUU
Metopolophium dirhodum (rose-grain aphid) is the source of this 1888-nucleotide messenger RNA. RefSeq names its product beta-1,3-galactosyltransferase brn-like. Gene Ontology annotation, cellular component: membrane. The transcript is spliced from 2 exons. The coding region runs from base 272 to 1360 and encodes 362 amino acids. Lineage: Eukaryota; Metazoa; Arthropoda; Insecta; Hemiptera; Aphididae. Gene Ontology annotation, molecular function: UDP-glycosyltransferase activity; hexosyltransferase activity. The record is from RefSeq and is a predicted model, not a curated record.